AUGCGGGAAAUCCAAGAAGCCCAGAGAGAACAGAGGACUGCACUGGAGAUGCUGAUGAAGCAACUUUCUCAAGUCGUGAUGUCACUGGGCGAGCUGAGGGGAAAUGAAGAAAAGAUUCCAGCCACUGUGCAGCCACCUGGUGGAGAGAACAUUAACGAAGUAUCCCUGAGAUCAGGAAAAGUCUACCAGAACCCUACUCCACCUAUGAAAUCUCCAGCAUCUAUGUCUGGACCGAGCCAUGAUGAAGAAGGAGAAUCCAGUGGAGCAGCGCAAGCAGAAGGGAGCGAAGAGGGAAAGACAGCAGUGGGAGGUGAAAACUCAGAGGAAAGUCAGAGAGAGGAAGCUGAGAAAGUUAAGCCAUAUUCGUACCGAGGAAUGGUGACAAGAAAGAGGGACGCCACGAUCGACGUGGCGAGUAUGUUCAAGGAUGUGGAAGUAAAGGUGCCGCUCUUGACGGCGUUAAAAAUGCCCCCGAUUAGUAAAUUCAUCAAAGACUACUUGGCGGCAAAAGUCAACGAGGAAGGGAGACUAAUUACAGAAGAAAAUGUAACCGUGGCAAUCCAACCAAGUGAUCUUCCACCAAAGAAGACUGGCCCAGGAGUGUUCACGCUCCCAAUUUCCAUCAGAAAUGUUCGAAUGGAGCACGCAAUGUGCGACCUAGGGGCUUCCAUCAAUGUUAUUCCAUAUUCUAUAUAUGAAAAGCUGGGAGAAGCUAAGCUUGUCAAAACCGGUAUGGUGAUACAGCUAGCAGGGGAGUCUUACAUUCACCCAGAGGGAAUUCUGGAAGAUGAAAUCGUCAAGGUAAACAAGUUCAUGUACCCCGCCGACUUCUUCGUCAUAAAGGUGACAAAGCCAGGAGCGGAGGACAAUUGA
Messenger RNA from Salvia splendens (bonfire salvia), 873 nucleotides. RefSeq lists its product as uncharacterized. The coding region runs from base 1 to 873 and encodes 290 amino acids. The record is from RefSeq and is a predicted model, not a curated record. Lineage: Eukaryota; Viridiplantae; Streptophyta; Magnoliopsida; Lamiales; Lamiaceae. The transcript has a single exon.